UGUUUUAAAAUGGGGUCCUUUACAACCCGGAAGCUGAGCUUUCACAUGUUGUGUACAUACAUACCGGUUUCCUAGCACCGUUUUCACCUCCUGUCAUAUUUUAGCCAGUGCUUUUGCUUCAGUAAAAUAAGAAGAUGAAAGUCGUCGCGUUGAUAAGUGGGGGCAAAGAUAGCUGCUACAACAUGAUGCAGUGUGUUGCUGCUGGCCACAGUCUGGUAGCUCUGGCCAACCUGCGUCCUGCUCACACAGAUGAGUUGGACAGUUACAUGUACCAGACAGUGGGCCACCAGGCCAUAGAGCUGUUUGCUGAAGCUAUGGACCUGCCACUGUACAGACGGACCAUCCAGGGCUCUAGCUUGGAUACCAGCAGAACCUAUAGUGAGACAGAGGGGGAUGAGGUGGAGGACUUGUACGAGCUUCUGCUUCUCGUCAAGGAAAGGGAGGGCGUCGAAGGAGUGUCUGUAGGAGCCAUUCUCUCCGAUUACCAGAGGGUCCGGGUGGAAAACGUGUGUCUGCGGCUAGGCUUGCAGCCCCUGGCUUACCUGUGGCGCAGAGACCAAGAGUCUCUGCUCUCUGAGAUGAUAUCAUCUGGCCUCCGCGCUAUCGUUAUCAAAGUUGCCGCCUUCGGACUGGAUCCAGAGAAGCACUUAGGAAAACCUCUGGCUGACAUGGAACCUUAUCUGAAACAGCUCUCCCAGAAUUACGGAGUCCAUAUAUGUGGAGAAGGAGGAGAGUAUGAAACCUUUACCCUUGAUUGCCCUCUCUUCAAAAAGAAGAUUAUUAUUGAUGCAGCAGAGACAGUGAUCCACUCAGCAGAUGCCUUUGCUCCAGUUGGCUACCUGCGCUUCACGGAGAUGCACAGCGAAAGCAAAGACAGCGAUGUGGUGGUGAGAGCUCUGCCCCUUGGUAGUUGUCCUUGCCAGAAUGCCAUUGACAGGAUGACUGAGGAGGUGGAAUAUGCUGAUCGAGCCGAAGACGACCAGCAAGAAUUUACAUCAAAUCACGACCUUAGUUGUCAGCAAGGCCACGAUUUGCCCCCAUCCUGGUCACCCAGAAGCUCUAGAGGCUACCAGUGGAUCUCUGGCGUCAGCGGCCUUCGGAGCCAAAAUGCCGGGAUCCAGGACCAGACAUCGGCAGCUUUCACGCAACUGCAAAGUGAGCUGGACGGCAGAGGCUGGACGUUGAAGGACGUCCUCCUGGUCCAUCUGUAUGUGAGGAGCAUGGACGACUUCGGUUCGCUCAACGCCGUCUACAAGACGCAUUUCGGCGUGAACCCUCCGGCCAGGGUGUGCGUCCAGGCCGCGCUUCCUGUCGGUCAGCUGCUGCGGAUGGACUGUCUCCUCCACCGCUGGACGGAGCCGCCAGAGGAAGGCGCUUUCCAUCAGAGAGACGCUCUGCACGUACAGAGCGUGUCCCACUGGGCCCCAGCCAACAUCGGACCCUACAGCCAGGCCUUCAGGGUAGAUGAGUCCGUUUUCUGCGCCGGCCAAAUCGCCCUGGUCCCGUGUACGAUGCAGAUGGCGGCGGCCGGCGCCGCGACGCAGGCCGCCCUCGCCUUCAGCCACGCGAGGAAGGUUCUGGGAGCGGUGAUGGGCGGCUUGACCCUGGCUCACGUCCUCCAAGCUCACUGCUACACCACCAGACGCCGGGACAUCCCCAUCGUCAGGGCCGUGUGGCAGAGCACGCUGAAGGCCGCGCUUGAGGAGAAGGAGCUGCCGUGGGAGCCGGCUCCUCUGCUGGUGGCUGUGGUUGCGGCGUUGCCGCGCGGCGCCGCCGUGGAGCUGCACGUGUCCGCGACCCGCGACGACCCCACCCGAAGGACCUCCUGCCGCGCGAGCGACCGGGCGGCGUCCGCGUCCAUCGAGUGCCGCGUCACGGCGGCCGCCGGCGGCCGCGCCGCCUCGCUCUCCCUGUGGGUGACGGUGACGGCGCCGGACGGCGACCCGGCGGCGCCGACGGGCGCCCGGGACGUGACGGAGGCAGUGGGUUCCACGUUCAGGAGGGCCGUGGAGAAGACGGAGGCCGAGCUGGUGCCGCUGUGCGCCCGGGCGUUCUUCAGGGCGGCCCAUCCGCUGGCAGCGCGGGUCGCAGAGGGACUGGAAGAAGGUUUGAGACGCUCUCUCGGGGCCUCUAGUCCGUCCGUCGCCCUGGUCCCCGUCCUGGACUUGCCUGACUCCCAGAUCCUCCACCUGUCCUGCUGGCUCAGCGUAUAAACACACAGGCCCUGGAAUCCAGCGCGGUUCUGCUGGAGGAGCGACUGCGACAGGCUGAUGACUCACAACUGGGCCCGAAUAAAUAAAGGAGAGGAGAAACUGCGUGGCUGCGGACUGUUUAUCACUGCUAAUUGUUGAAACGCAAGCUUGUACAUCACAAAGUGGUUUUGAAGACGUGUUUAUUUCAUUCACUUUAUACCCCAGAACGUUUGACAAUAUUUCACUUCGCUCCCCACUGGAGUUGCAGACCCGAGCAGCUGUUGCUCUGUCUGGUGGAAGUUGUCGAACUUAAAGCUGCGCUCAGAAAAUAGAAAGAGACGCCGCGAGAGAAUCCCUCCACGAGGCGAUAAAGCGUGUCCCCCGAUGCCUUCACUGUUUGUGCUGGAAUUUCUUUAGCACAGCAGCUAACACCCCUCAUAAAGACCUAACGCCACCGCUGACACCAUCUGUUCAGUUGUAAAGCUAUAGAUUUACUGUCUGGUUAGUGGCUGUAUGUAACGUGUGCAGAUGACGGGACUGUGUUUCUCCCGCUCCAGCUCUGUGAGAUUCGAGGUGUGUUAUUAUUGUGUAAUAGGCAAUCAGCUCCAAGCACCUGAAAAGAUUAAGCCUCUUUAUGUUUUCUAUUGAUUCUAAGGCAGCCUGGUUAAUAAGAGUGGGUCUCCACCAAAGGGUGUGUGCGUGUUGUGUGUUGUGUGCGUGUGUUGGGGAGGCAGGGUUGUGAGAGUGACGGCGUGGAAUGAAAAUACCACCGUUAACCAUUGCUCCUGGAACAUUUCUUUUCUCAAAGAUCAUGAACCGUAUUGAUGAUCUGAGUCGGGACGCAUCUUCACCCCGGGAGAGUGGAGCCAGCGAUCGAUCCUCACCCUCCGCAAUGUUGUUUUGAUUGUUGUUAUCAAAAAUUGAACAAUGGAGGCGGCCAAUAGAGCCUGAAGAUUUUCUCUUUGUUAUCGAGGUUCGGAGAACACAAACAAGCAAUUAUUUAUGAGGGCGAGCAAACCAAUGCACAAUAAGUAAAGUGUGUGAUAAUGUUCAGCUUUAGGCUCAACCGUAGGAGAGUCAGAACUUUUCAAUGAUUUUCCUGUCAAAUCUAUUCAUCACACUUAUUUGCGCUAGUAGUAACGUCCUUUUAUUACACAAAGGAGGUACUUAUCUAAAAAGUUUAAUCUAGUAGUCAAAUGUAAUCAGAGGCAGUCUGAUUACUCAUUCUGGACAAACAGUAGUAUACAAGAAAAACAGGAAGUAGGUUUUGUUUAAAUAAAGUUCAAAUAUAAAUCUGAGAAUUAACCAAACAUUCAAACUUGCAACUUGCUGCUCUUUAGAGUUUUGAUUGAUUGUGUUUUUAUUUACAGUGGAACCAGAUGAAAAAGCGCAAGACUGAGCGUUUGUGUAAGUACAGAGAUGUUUGGCCGCUGAAAUUCGGCGCACGAUAACCACUUGUCGAUCAAACGCGAAAUUAUAGUGGUUGUGUCUUUCAGCGGGUUUGUUUGUGUAGACAAAAGCAAAGCCACAUGUGUACCGUCACACCCUCAUCAUAGCCAAUGUGAUGGCCUGUGGCAAACACGUUUCCCUGUGUGCUUACCACUCCGUUUCCACAAAAUGAAUGAAGACAGGGUGACAUUUACUUUUCUCAUGUGUUUGGUCAAAUGUACAUUUUUUACUAAGCUGACCUGCAACCACUCUGCAAACAAACUAGCUGUUGUCCUUUGUGUGCAGUGUACAAGCCUGCGGCCCUUGUCACUGCGGCCUUGCACAUGGACUUUAACUGUGUGUUUCUUCCUCCAGGCUAACCGGGCUGAUGUGUGUGUGACUCUCUUUCCCCGUAGCAGCGAGCUACAGUAGGGGAGCCGGGUUCAGGAGUGGCCCUGCUGCCUGAGACGCCUCCCGACACUCUGGUCUCUUUGUCUCGGUGGCUGCAGUUGUGGGUGUUGUCGUGUUUGAAUCCAUCUUUUUUUUAAUAAUGCCUUGUGCUGUAUGUUGUAUAAUGUCGUUGAGUUAAUGAUCACAGCAUCUAAUGAAACCUGCUCAUUCUGCUGAAGUGGGGGACAUCA
This is a messenger RNA of Betta splendens (Siamese fighting fish), 4261 nucleotides long. RefSeq names its product diphthamine biosynthesis 6 (gene dph6). Gene Ontology annotation, biological process: protein histidyl modification to diphthamide. Gene Ontology annotation, molecular function: diphthine-ammonia ligase activity. The record is from RefSeq and is a predicted model, not a curated record. The coding region runs from base 135 to 2213 and encodes 692 amino acids. The transcript has 15 exons. Lineage: Eukaryota; Metazoa; Chordata; Actinopteri; Anabantiformes; Osphronemidae.